Vicugna pacos (alpaca) is the source of this 3154-nucleotide messenger RNA. The record is from RefSeq and is a predicted model, not a curated record. NCBI's taxonomy places the organism in Eukaryota, Metazoa, Chordata, Mammalia, Artiodactyla, Camelidae.
AUGACGCUGCUCAUGGUGCCCAUGCGGCUGAUGGAAGUGGAGACGCGAGUGGCUCCAGAAACGGCCUUGCUGCGGCGAGAGGCGGUCUGUGCGUCUCAGUUCUCAGGGCUCACGGCUGGCGUUUCUUUCCCCUUGCAGUACUUGGGGUGCAUCGAAGUUCUGCGCUCCAUGAGGUCGCUGGACUUCAGCACCAGAACGCAGAUUACCAGAGAAGCCAUCAGCCGGGUCUGCGAAGCCGUGCCGGGCUCAAAAUCUGCCAUGAGGAAACGUGCUCCUCCGAGCAAAAUGCUGUCCAGCAUCCUGGGCAAGAGGAACCUGCAGUUCGCGGGGACGAGCAUCUCCCUGACCAUAUCCACCGCCAGCCUGAGCCUGCGGACGCCGGACUCGAAGCAGAUCAUAGCCAAUCACCACAUGCAGUCCAUCUCCUUCGCCUCCGGGGGGGACCCGGACACAACAGACUACGUUGCGUACGUCGCUAAGGACCCCGUUAACCGCAGAGGUGAGUCAGUGCGUGCCCUUUGUCACCUCGUACCGUGCUGUGAAGGGCUGGCCCAGGAUGUCAUCGGCUCCAUCGGACAGGCCUUUGAGCUCCGGUUCAAGCAGUAUUUGCAGUGUCCUUCCAAGAUCCCUGCUCUCCACGACCGAAUGCAGAGUCUAGAUGAGCCAUGGACUGAAGAGGAGGGUGACGGCUCAGACCACCCAUACUACAACAGCAUUCCAAGCAAGACGCCUCCUCCAGGGGGGUUUGUGGAUGCUAGACUGAAAGCCAGACCCCCCCACGGCCCUGACGUGGCCCAGUUUGCAGGGAAAGAGCAGACUUACUACCAGGGGAGACACUUCGGAGACCCGUUUGGAGAAGACUGGCAGCAAGCACCUGCCAGGCAAGGGGCCUUGGACAUCUACAGCGUGCCUGCUGGGAGAUCGCCCGUGGCCACCGCCGGAGAGGCCCCCGCCUACGUCAACACGCAGCGCGCCCCGCGGCAGGCCCGGCCGGCCGCCGGCAGCAGCGCAGAGAGCAGCCCCAGGAGAGACCUCUUCGAUAUGAAGCCUUUCGAAGAUGCUCUCAAGAACCAGCCGUUGGGGCCUGUGCUGAGCAAGGCGGCCUCGGUGGAGUGCAUCAGCCCCGUCUCACCCAGGGCCCCGGACGCCAGGAUGCUGGAAGAGCUGAGAGCGGAGCCUUGGUACCAGGGGGAGAUGAGCAGGAAGGAGGCAGAGCGGCUGCUGAAGACGGAUGGAGACUUCCUGGUCAGGAAGAGCGCCACCAACCCCGGCUCCUUUGUCCUCACUGGCAUGCACAACGGCCAGGCCAAGCACCUGCUGCUCGUGGACCCAGAAGGCACGAUCCGGACAAAGGACAGGAUCUUUGACAGCAUCAGCCACCUCAUCACCCACCACCUGGAGAACAGCCUGCCCAUCGUCUCCGCCGGGAGCGAGCUCUGCCUCCAGCAGCCAGUGGGAAGGAACCCGUGACCCACCAGCUGCCCUGCCCAACACCGCGCCUGGGGUCAAGCGGACUCAGUUCUCGGUAGAUGGGUAAUCGGGCCACGGGAGCUCGAGCAGCUGACCACUGGCUCUGAGCUUCCUCCAAACGCCCCAGGAGGAAAGCCUCCCUGAAAUUCAAGUUUCAUAAACUUGUUCUGAAUUCUCAUGUGCAUAUGAAGGUGUACAUACCUAUACAGCCUGUACAAAUUGUCCCUCUAUAUUUAUAUUUUUUAAGACCCAGAAAGAUGUAAGACUAAUGUUCUGUGCUGUCUGUUUUUAACGAAAAAAAAGUUUGACUGUAGUUGUCCGGGCAAAAAUGUUAGUCAACUGACCCAUUCCACUGGGCAAGUCCACUGGGCAGGUGUUACCCACUAAGCACAACACAGAAGCGGCGGGAGGGUCGGUGAUAAGUGCUUGGAAUUAUCGUAGCAUAAGGCGCCUAGCUCUGCAUGGAAAGGGCUGUGAAGUGCUGGUUCUGACGGCCGUCCCUCCUCCUUGCCACACCUCCCAGUCGGUGUGCAUCACACCUGCAUGCAAGGCGUUUCCGGGACCAGGGUGUUCGUGCCGCUGCACUGAAGAGCAGGCGUUAGUAUCCGGCUGUAUCAGGCAGCGCUGAGCACGGGAAUGCUGUCUCCCAUGACCCUGGCUGGUGGUCCAGGGGUUCUUGGGGAUUCACUUUACUGCCAAAUGUGGCAUAAAAUCAGCCUCACUGAUCAAGAUCUUGGCUGGUAAAGGCUUCCUUCGUUUUUACCUGUAUGAUGACAAAACCAGGCUGUGUGGAGGGGCAGCUGGGGGCUUGUACAUCCUGUUAGCUAACAGGCUGCUGCAGGACCUGCUAGUGAACUGCCCCCCGGCCCCGCUUAUAUUCAGUAGAGGACAAAGCACGUGCAGGAGCUGUGCCGGGAAGACAGGUACAGACACCCACUCAGAGUCAGACCUGGGAACAUUCCAGCAGCCGUGGCUGAUUCAGCUUGGCCGGAAGCGAGGGGCCAGACGCAGGAGUUUUGGGGAUCAGUUCGAGGUCCCGCUUCUGGAGAGGUUGGUGGGUGGAGUGACUGUUUGUCGCUACAACAGGUUUCCCAGCUGCUCCACGGAGAGGGUGCGCGCCUGUCCCGGCUCCUCCCUUCCAGAUAAAAUACUCAGAUUUCCUACUGUUUCAUUUGGUGUGAGGACGUUUGUAACUUAAAAAAAAAGUCUGGCUUGACAUCACCAUGUGCUUUAACAGAUGUCUUUUAAAAGAGAGGACGAUUCAUUCAUUCGUUGGCACCUUCCCGCUGGUGCUACAGCGUUGGCGCUUGUCCCAUGAAAUCCCACUGCGUGCGGCUCCCCUUCCUCCCGCAGCAUGGAGACACUGCCCACACGCUUAGCGCUGGGUGGCAGGACAUCCGAUGCUUCUAGGAUGAGGAGUUAAGGGUAGAUUUUUAAAACUCUGGUGAGCAAAAAAAAAACUUCCUCCAAGUUAGAAUGCUGGGCUUGUGAACCCCGCAUCCACUUUUAGGGUGUGUGUGGCCGGGACGGAGGACGGGGCAGAGCUGUUGAGUGAGGAUGGGUCGGGGCAGGGCCAGGGCCUCGUCUUGGCCUUCCGUGGAGUUCCUCCCCCUUGAGGGCCCCAGGAAUCCAGUCGGCUGUGACUUCAGUCUUCUAGGAUGUUCUCCAGUGACCAGGCAGGUCU